AUGGCUGAUGUGGAGCUGGCGCCAGCGGCCGAGGAUUGGAGUGUUGGGGAGGAGGAGGAAGAGGAUCACGAGGAGCUCCUGACUGAGUUGGCUGAUGCCCUCAAUGCCCUACCUGAUGACCUCUUCGCCUCCCUCACCGAGGAUGCCAGUGCCUCGGCACAAGGAGAAGCUGACACCAACAGCCUGGAUGGACACGUCGUGGCGGGCUCUCCGGCUGGACGAUCAGCGCAUGUGGCCAAUGGCGAGGAAGAAGAGGAUGAGGCUUGGCCUCGAGGUGUCAUGCCCUUGAGUCGGACUGUACCGAGGGCAAAUGCAGCUCCCGGGCCGGCUAGCUCCGAGGACGAGGCGAUGGCUCAGAACGAGACUGCUCCGUUUGAAGAGGCACACCUAUCGCACACGCAGUUGACCAUCCUUUAUAAUGCAAGCCAACGCAAGGUGGAGCAGCUCUUGCGUCUUCUUCAUGAGCAACAGGCGGCCUACGAGAAUCAGCUUCGGCAAAGUGAAGCUCGCCUAGAGGCUGCUAAUGAACGCCACCAACUGACUGAACAGGACAUGGCUCGUGCCGUGGAGCGCCAGCGAAACCUCGAACUUUGGCAGGACACACUCGAGAGCCGGGCUCGGGAGGCAGAAGGGGCAGCCCGCGCUGCCAAACACCAAUGUGGACUGCUCGAGGCAGAGGUUAUUGGUCUGCGUGACCAGGUGGCCGUUCUAAGCGCCCACCCGCCAGAUCCUGGCUCUAAUUACGACCUGGCAGGCGAAUACGAUCGGCGGCUUCAGGCUUUGCAACAGCAGCAUGCCCAGCAGCUAGCAGCUCAGCAGGAGUUGCAUGCCUCAGAAACACGCUUUCUAUUUGAGCGGUUGGAUGAGCUCCAGCGCCGUGUGGACCAGGACACCCUGCACGUGUCUGCUGCAGACGUGUCCGAGCCCACACCAGUUCACGUUGAAGCCCAGUCGCAGUCCGUCGGACCGACCACACAACUAUCAAAUCAAGAGCUCGAUGAUCUUCUGACCGAUGCCGACGUGGAUCUCAAAGUUCAGGAGGGGAAUGCGCUUCAAGAGCGUUGUGCUGCCUUGGAACAGAUGGUAGAGGCACAGCGUCUCCAACUUGGUGCGCCCGCCGAUGCUGCGACCGAGAAGUCAGAUGGCACGCCAAACACCAUGCAGCAGGCAUUGGGCCAAGCAUUGGAGAAGGUGGAUCAUUUGUCCCGCGAGUUGGUGGCUGCAGCUCGCCAACACAGGAUCGACCUGGUCCACGUUUGCCACUACUUUGCCCAACAUGCCAAGAGCAAAGGCGGGCCGACGGGGCACACGGGGCUGGAUAGUAGCAAGACGUUUGAGUCUCUUCUGGGUGACGGGGGUGAUGAGGCCCACGAAGACGAGGAGGAGGAGGCUUUUGUGAUCAAUCUCCUGAGCCGUGAACUUCAGGCGGGACAGCAGGAAAUCGAAGCACUGCACGGGCAAAUUUCUGAAACUGAGGAUCGAUUGACGGCUGCACACCUCGAGACAGCACAAGCCCAGGCCACAACCUACACGUUGCGUACGCGAAUCCAAGCGCUGGAGCUGGAGGCGAACGAGGCACAAGAACGCUUGACGCAGGGGCAGGCGGACGUGGAAGCGCGCGUGGCGCGUGCACAACAAGCAGCAAAGCAGUCCGCGGUGACGGCGUGCCGUCGGGUGGUUGAUGUGCUCAAGCAGCGGGUCAAAGCUUAUCAAGCUUCGGAGGAGCGUCGACGUCGCGAAUGGCGGGAAGCUCAACGGGCCAUGCAAGACUUGGAGCGGUCAUGUGCAGAGCGCUUAGAGGCGUUGGGUGCCGAGCAUCUAGCAGCGCAAGCGCAAAGGGAGGCCAGUGAGCAGCAAUUGCGGUCAGCCAAGGUCAAAGGCAUGCAAUUGGGCCAGGGUGAACCCGCGCCGGUUCAAACGACGUCUCCAAGCCCCACAGGAGCAGAUCACAAAGCGGAUGAUACAGCCACAAAGGCGGCCAACGCCAACGAUUCGGUAUCUACACGCGACCAACAAGCAUCUCCGCGACGACAAGGACAGGGCCAAGACCACGCAGUAUCCCACGGAGAUGUGGCCGAGGAAAAUCGACCAUACGGUGCCGAUGCACAGGCGCGGAUAAGGGACCAGGUGCGCGCGCAGAUGCAGCAGCAAUUGCGUGAUUUCAUGCAAGAUUUGCAUACACACGCGGAGAACUUUGCACGGGAGAAGGCGGUGCACCAGGCGCGCUUGGCGGCCAUGCAACUCAAUGCAUAUUAUGUGACGGCGCUCAAACGUCUGAGCCGACUCUUGGGCGGGCAGGACAAGGGGAGUGAGAGCCGGCGCGCUCGAGCUCGUGCCGACGCUGCUGCAGAUAUGAACGGCUCGCACAUUUCUGCGCGAUGCUGA
Molecule: messenger RNA, 2385 nt
Organism: Monosiga brevicollis MX1
Lineage: Eukaryota; Choanoflagellata; Craspedida; Salpingoecidae
Exons: 6
Coding region: 1-2385 (794 amino acids)
Source: RefSeq, a predicted model, not a curated record